UACAGGUAACACAGUAUCACUCGGAAGGGCGUUUAGUUUCAACCUUUCAGUUUAUCUUCUUGACUUAGGUUUGCGAGGGCCUAGCAAAACCACAGCUCCCUAAAAGUUCUAGUAACAUAAUACAAAAAGCAGGUAUUUUUAGAAAAGUGGAAUAUUUUGGAAGACUUAUUUCAGAGUGGAUAUGCUGACCUUCGUCUUUGUGUGCCUCUCUAUCUCAGUCACAGGCCUACAUGCCUUUUUGGUUACUGUUCCUAAUCCCUCAGUAAAAGUGAAAGAGAAUGAGGGAGUUGACUUGAAAUGUACCUACUCCGCUGACUUUGGAGCAACACCCAGAGUAGAAUGGAAGUUCAAGGAUCUCAAGGGCUCUCAGUCAUUCGUUUUCUUUGAUAACAAGCCAACUGCUCAGUAUGAAAACCGUAUCACUGUGUAUAAUGGAGGGCUGAGAUUUGACAAGGUGACGCGAGCAGACACCGGGGACUAUGACUGUGAGGUGCUUGGAAAUAAUGGAUAUGACGAGAAGACAAUCAAACUCACUGUCCUUGUGCCUCCUUCCAAGCCUGUAUCCAGAAUUCCUUCUUCAGUCACAACAGGCAGUAACGUCCUUCUGACCUGCUUCGACAAUGUUGGAUCUCCCCCACCCACCUAUAAGUGGUACAAAGACAACACACCUCUCCCUGAUGAUCCCAGCAAGUUCCCCACAUUUAAAAACCUCACCUACAAGAUGAAUGUUUUCAAUGGAAACCUGGAGUUCCCGAGUGUGUCUAAGCUGGAUAUCGGUUCAUAUUUCUGUGAGGCCAAUAAUGGAGAAGGUGCCCCUCAGCGUAGUGAUGCAGUGCAGAUGGAUGUCCGUGAUCUAAAUGUUGGUGGCAUUGUUGCGGGAGUUAUUGUGGCUUUGCUGGCAGUAGGAUUGCUCCUCUUUGCUCUCUGGUUUGCCACUAAAAAGGGAUAUAUGCCAAAAAUAGCAGAAAGCAAGCCAAAAACACAAGCUGUUUAUACACAGCCUAGAGCAGAUGAAGGGGUUGAUGGGGAUGGGGAAUUCAAACAGAAAUCAUCUUUUGUGGUGUAGCCUGCUUUGGAUGAAAUAUCAAGAUUUGUUGCCUAGAUCAAUUUUUUCUUUUUUCUAUUUAAGUUCAUACAAAUCAGGAUCAGUUUGUAUGUGAAGAGUGUGACAUCAAAUGUUCCUCCCUGCCCUGCCUACCACACCACUUGACCAUAGAAAUGUCCAAAAGCUUUAAACCAUCGUGUGUGUGUGUGUGUGUGUGUGUGUGUGUGUGUGUGUGUGUGUGUUAGCUUAAACUUACAGAUUUAGUUUUAGGAAUCUAAAUCCUCUCUCCCAUUUGCAGAAAUGAAUUGAAAUGUAAUGUAUUUAAGUACAAGUAAUCUGUGAGUGGAAAACAGACUUAAAGGGUUUAUUAUCAAUAUUUUAUUAAUAUAAUUUGCUCAAAUUAUAUUAAUUUGUUUAGUUAUUUAUGGAUUGAGGUUAAUUCUGUGUGACUGCACAAUGGGAUGAAAGCUUCUGGGGAAAAGAAGGUACUAUGAAUGUUCCCCAUUCAGGAAAUAAUCCCCCUUCCUACUGAUAUAAACAUUUGCUGUACAUUGUAGUCAUAAGUUGUUUGUUUACUUCACUGGCAUUUUUUUAUGAUAGUGUACUUUGUUUUUAUGUGUUUUAUACAUCAUUCAUGAAAUGUAAAUAGUUUUUUCCGGCUUUUAUAGAAUUUAAAAAUCAUGCUUUAUUGACCUCUCUCUGAAUUGUUCAACUGGAAACUAAUUACGAAACAGUUUUUCUUGUUUGAUUUGAAGUUUUAAUGUCAGACUUGAUCCUGUUCUUCCAAUAAAUUAAACUUACUGAA
Molecule: messenger RNA, 1850 nt
Organism: Ctenopharyngodon idella (grass carp)
Lineage: Eukaryota; Metazoa; Chordata; Actinopteri; Cypriniformes; Xenocyprididae
Product: junctional adhesion molecule A-like
Exons: 10
Coding region: 182-1066 (294 amino acids)
Biological process (GO): cell adhesion; regulation of membrane permeability; intestinal absorption
Cellular component (GO): bicellular tight junction
Source: RefSeq, a predicted model, not a curated record